GCUUCUUCCUGUCAGCUAACACGAAGCUCUCAUGUUAUACACUGAAACUCUGCGUUACGUUUAUCCCAUUUAAAGCGCCGCUAAAAGAAAAAAAAAAGCAAACAUGGCAGAGGCCAUUCAGAAGAAACUAAAAGCGGAAGUGGAAAAAUAUGCACUUAUGCAAAAAGAUGUUAGUAAGAGUGUUUCUGCCAGACAGAAGCUGGAGACGCAGCUGGCAGAGAACAACAUCGUUAAAGAGGAGCUGGAUCUGCUGGACAGCUCCAACAUAGUUUUUAAGCUUAUUGGUCCUGUUUUGGUCAAACAAGACCUGGAUGAAGCUAAAGCAACGGUGGCGAAACGGCUGGAGUACAUCAAUGGAGAAAUUCAAAGAUACGAGACGCUCCUGAAAGACUUUGAGAAGAAAUCUGAACAGCAGCGAGAGAUCCUGACUAGUUUACAGCAGGACUUUCAGAAAGCCCAAGGCCUCGCUGCAGGAAAAGUAUGAGGAACCGUCUUUUCAAACAAGCUGAAAACACGGCCAAGGGACAAUAAUACCAUAUUAACCUAUUAAAUGGGCUGAGUUCAUUCUGCUUGUACCCUGUCUUUGAUUUACAAUGUUCAUGCUCUGAUGUUACCAAUAAACACCUGUU
Cyprinodon variegatus (sheepshead minnow) is the source of this 629-nucleotide messenger RNA. RefSeq names its product prefoldin subunit 6 (gene pfdn6). Gene Ontology annotation, biological process: chaperone-mediated protein complex assembly; protein folding. Gene Ontology annotation, cellular component: cytoplasm; prefoldin complex. The transcript is spliced from 4 exons. Bases 104 to 484 code for a protein of 126 amino acids. The record is from RefSeq and is a predicted model, not a curated record. Gene Ontology annotation, molecular function: protein-folding chaperone binding. NCBI's taxonomy places the organism in Eukaryota, Metazoa, Chordata, Actinopteri, Cyprinodontiformes, Cyprinodontidae.